Messenger RNA from Cordyceps fumosorosea ARSEF 2679, 1437 nucleotides. RefSeq lists its product as hypothetical. Lineage: Eukaryota; Fungi; Ascomycota; Sordariomycetes; Hypocreales; Cordycipitaceae. The record is from RefSeq and is a predicted model, not a curated record. The transcript has a single exon. The coding region runs from base 1 to 1437 and encodes 478 amino acids.
AUGGGUGGCUCUGCCUUUUCCUGCGGCAGAGCUCCGCUGCGCACUCCGCGCAUGCUGCCCAGCAUCUACCAUGCGCAGAAGCAGCGUUGCCAGGCUCUCCUCCGCAAACUCUACGUCCACGUCGACUCACCCAUCGACGGUCCGGGAAAGAAGGACUUUGGUGACAUUGACAUUCUCGUCUUCCAACGCCGUCCAGAAGCCCCGCCGCCCCCUCAGCCUCUCAGCGAUACAGAGCCCGGGUAUGAGCUCAUCCACGAGCUGGCUACUCUUCUCGGCUCAAAACGCACCCAGUUCGCCGAAAAGUCAUCCUCUAACCUCGCCAUACCAUGGCCGACCGACGCUGAUGACCAGGUCACACCCGAUGCCGCUGAUGAUGCCUCCGCGGCGGCCCCCUCUUCCCCUGGCUCUUCCCCCGACAAAGAGCAAAAGUACAUCCAAGUCGACGUCCGCAUCUCCCCCAGUCUUGAGGAGCACAAUUGGAUGCUCUUCAAACACGCACACGGCGACAUCUGGAACAUCAUCGGAUGCCUCGUCCGACCGUACGGACUCACAAUCGACGACACGGGCAUGUACCUCCGCAUCCCCGAGAUUGAGAAAAAGAAUAAGAAACUAGCCAAGGUGCACCUCACUUCGGACCCGAAUCGUGUGCUCGACUUCCUCGGGCUGCCGCACACCGGUGCCGAGUAUGAGUGCAUCUGGAUCGACGAGCCCUUUGCCACACCGGACGCCAUGUUCGAGUACGUCGCGCUCUGCCGCAUGAUGUAUGUCAAACCUGAUCUAGGUAUCAAAGGUCUCCAAGAGGAUUUGGAAAACCUCAAGUACAGCGAUCGGCACCGCCUCAAGACCCGACCCGUCUUCAAGGCCUGGAGGGAGGGCUUCUGCCAGCGGUGUCGGCUCGAGGGGCGCUUCGCAGUCGAGCAGAUGUCGCGGGAAGAAGUCACUGCGGACGCGCUGGAGGUAUUUGGCGUGCGAAACCUGUUCGAGAACCGCCAGCGCGAGUUCCGGCGUGAGAGCCAGCGUUCCCGUAUCCGGGACGACCUCAUCAAGGGCGUUGCCCCGCUACUGACGCCGGACUGUACGGCUCACAUGGCCAUGACCACGCGCGGAUGCCUGGAAAAGGGCCUCAAGAAGAUUAUACUGGAGCGCGAUGAAAGCUACGGGGUACAGUUUGACGAAUCCAUGCUCGACGCAGACGGUCUCUACAAGGAGGACGAGGUGAAGAGGUUCAUUGAGCAGCACAAGGAGGCGGUGCAGGUGGCAGCUAUAGCAAAGCAUCACGCACUGUUCAUAGCUUCGAAGGAAAGAAAGUUGAAUGAACAGAAGCAAUCCAAUUCAGAGGAGCAGAAGGCGGAGGUGGAGGCGGGGAAGCAGGAACAACAGGCAGAGGAGCAGAAGUCAGAGGAGCAGAAGUCAGAGGGGCAGAAGUCAGAGGAUUAG